AUGUCACAUUUGAAAUACAUGUUGCUGGUUUCCAGACAAGGAAAAGUAAGAUUAAUGAAAUGGUAUGCACCUUUAAGUUCCAAGGCUAAAAACAAAAUAAUGAGUGAUUUGACCUCGUUGGUGUUGUCUCGUAAACCAAAAAUGUGUAAUAUUAUAGAUUACAGUGAUCAUAAAGUAGUCUACAGAAGAUAUGCAAGUUUGUAUUUCAUAUGCGGUAUAAGUAGUGAUAUUGACAACGAGCUUUUAACCCUAGAAAUUAUUCAUAGAUAUGUUGAAACAAUGGACACCUAUUUUGGUAACGUUUGUGAAUUAGAUAUCAUUUUCAAUUUUUCCAAAGCAUAUGAUAUCUUGAAUGAGAUGAUAAUGUGUGAUGGGUCAAUAGCUGAAACGAGUAAAAAAGACAUUCUUACCAACGUUAGUAUGAUGGAUUCAAUUGAAAAUAAUGAUAAUUUAGAUAGAGUUCUAAGUUGA
Kazachstania africana CBS 2517 is the source of this 471-nucleotide messenger RNA. It is a transcript of the gene APS1, whose product is annotated as Aps1p. Gene Ontology annotation, biological process: intracellular protein transport; vesicle-mediated transport. The record is from RefSeq and is a predicted model, not a curated record. Gene Ontology annotation, cellular component: AP-1 adaptor complex; intracellular membrane-bounded organelle; membrane coat. Bases 1 to 471 code for a protein of 156 amino acids. Gene Ontology annotation, molecular function: clathrin-cargo adaptor activity. The transcript has a single exon. Lineage: Eukaryota; Fungi; Ascomycota; Saccharomycetes; Saccharomycetales; Saccharomycetaceae.